AUGUAAAGCAUUGUUUUGUGUGUUUACACAUUUGCUAAUAAUAUAUUUGAUAUGCAGUAAAUAUGUAAUAAGGACUUACAGAAAGUUGUUUUAAAAUUAUUUAAUGCAAACUUAGUGAUCUUAAUUCUUGAUCAAAGACAGGAAUACAGUAGUGUUUUGUUUAUCUUUGGAUAUUGAAAAUUCUGUGUAUAGUAAAAUUAUAGACCUUCAUGGAAUAUGGUUAUUAAGAAUACUUCUUAGAUUUCAUGCUUAUUUUCAAAUUGAAUAUGGAUUAAAAACACAAUUAUAUGUGAAAUUAGAAGUGAAAAGAGUAAUGAUUGUAAAUUGUGAUUAACAGAUGCUUACAAUGUAAUGAAAUGAUGCAAAAAGUGAAACAAUUGACCUUUUGACAGUACAGAUGGUUUACAACAAGAAAAGUGUAAAAGAUGAAAAUUAUGACAAAUUUAUCAGUAGCAGAUUUAUAUAAUUGUGAUUCUAGUCCAUUAGAGCUAAUGGAGUACAGACAAGCCCCUGUUAGUCCUGGGGCAUCCAGUGUGCACUCCCAGGAUGACAUGGAUAAUGCGGACAUCUUAGCAUCCCCUCCUGUUUCUCCGCCUCCUGUCAAACAAGACAUGGAUGAUGAUCGAUUACCCAAUGAACUUUUGGAGGAGAUAUGUGAGGACAUUGGAAUGAAGGAGGGGAUGGAGUUAGAUUUUGUGGAGUUUUUAAUGGAACAGGACAUGGUCGAUCCACAUAUGUACAUGACUCCAGAAGCCAUUAAAAACACAUUAGCAAAUGUCAGUUCAGCUCCUGUACCCAGCUCUGUGACUUUUGCCAUACCGUCGAACAAAACAACCUUUAGUGCUGAAAUUACAAAUAAUAGAUCAAAGACUUGUGGUAGUCCCACUACAACAUACUCUCAGGCUUCAAGUACAAACGGUACAGUUGCAACAUCAAGUGGUUCUAGUAGUCCUGUAGCCAAACGAUUUCAUGUGUCUACUUCAGGGCCACCAAGUCCUGUAAGAACAAAACCACCUAUUGAUGUUUUCAAAGCUCCACCUACUCCUCCAACACCUCGUCGGCCUUCUUCAAAUUCACAAAGUAUUGCAUCACCAAGUAUAUCAAGUACACAAGGUCCAUUUUCACCACAACCAUCUACAUCAACUCCACAGAAACAACCUCCUCCUUACAGUCAGGCUACUUCACAACAACAGGUUGCCCAGAAAUGUAUGCAAAGAGGGAAUCAAUCAUCAUCAGGUGCAUAUAAUUAUCAAAGACUAGGUCGACCAGCGCCACCUAAUGUUAAUGUUCAAAACAUGCAUCAGCAGUGGCCUGGUAAAAUGCAACAAAAUCAUGUGCCUCAACAGCCAAAUCAGAUGAAUCAAGCAUGUGCUUUAAAUGGAAACAUGCGAUUCCCGCCACAAACACAACAGUAUUCAAGACACAGGGAAUCUCCGAUGGACAAUGGUUAUUUCUCAGCUGAUACUGGAAGUGUUAGAAGUUAUGGUUCUUCUGUUCAGUCAUCAGCAUCUGCAUCAUCUUCAAUGACUGCAAUUCAUCGCUCAGCAUCAUUACCCGAUCAAAAAAGUGUUCAUUUUGCAGGGGACUGUGAACGUCCAGUAUUGCAACAACAGCAUUCAACAGAAGCUUUAGGGGGUUACAAUCCUUAUGAUACAAAUAUACCUGACUGUGAUCUUAUAGAAAACCAAAGAAAUCUUCCGUCCAAAAUAUUACCACGUCUGUCAUCAAGCAUGAAACCUGACAUUGCUCCUUAUAAUUUGAAUUAUCCCCGUGGUAGUAAUAGUCGACCAGGGAGUGGGGAUAAUCCAAUGGCAUCUGCACAAACAUUUGAAUAUCCUCAUAGCAAAGCAGGGGAUAUAUUUGAUGUGGACAAUAAUCAGAAUAAUAUGUUUAUCAAUAAUUACAAUAGUUCUAUGCAAAAUCAUCCAAUGCAAGAGCCAGACUUUUCGUCUUGUUCGGGUGGUGCCCCAAUGGGGAUGCAGCCAUUAAGACAUUUUAAUGAACAAAAUUCAUGUAAUAUGCAGCAGAUGAAUGCACAGCAACAAAUGUAUGGUUCUAUGCAGAGAAACAAAGGUUACAAACAAAAUGAAAUGGGCAAUAUGAACUUCUGUGAUAAUCAAUAUGGCCAUCAAGGGCAGAAUAUGAAUAAUAGUUGUAGUAUGAUGAAUACAGGACCUAAAAUGAUGGGUAACCCUCAUGGUACCCCACAAGGUGGAAUGAUGGGACAAAACUGUAAUUCAGGUUUCCAAGAUGAGGAUUUCAAUCAACAUCAUAUGUCCCAACAAAUGCAUAUGAAUGGACAGCAACCCCAGAUUAUGCGACAAGGCAAUAUGGGUAAUGAAUUUGAUCAACCACAAUAUAAUCGAAUGCAAGGUGCUAAUAUGAACAGUGGGAUGUUCCCAUCAGAAACUCAACAAAGUAAUAGUGCUCAAAAUUUGUGUCAGCCAAACUGGGGAGGCUCUGCUCCUCAGACACCACAACCACAACCUGGGAUGAAUCCAAAAGGAUCACAUCCUGGUAUGUCUGGUAUGCCAGUGCCAGACAUGCAAUCACAUGGACAGAAUCCUAUGCAAGGAGGAGGUCCUCCAAUGCCCUGUACUAUACCAAACUGUCAGAGUUGUAAAACAGGGUCACCACACCGUCCACCAAUGUUGUCAUCGCAACAAAGUUUUAUACAGCAUUUAAUAACCGAUCGAUCUAGUGCCUUCCGAUCACACCCUCUCUUUCCAUUAUUACGGGAUUUGAUUAUAGCAGACAUGAACUUUGCGUCACCACAUUUUCCAUAUCAGUUGAUAAGUAAUUUACCGGCAGAUUUUGACAAAUUAUUACAAAACUUUUUACAUAGGAAUCCACCAAAUGGACAGUAUCAAAAUAACUAUGCAGUGGAAAGUGUCAUCAUGGAUGCCUUGAAAUAUGCUCAUCAUUGUUUAAUAGAGAAAAUUCGAUCUCGUCAAGAACAGGAUAAGCAUACAAAGAGUACAUCGAAAUCUUUAAGUGCAAUUGAAGAAUUUUGUGAAAAAUUUGACAGAUCAGUUAGAAACAGCGUGAUAAAGCCUGCAACAUUCCAGGUUCCUAAUUCACAGAACCAAGUUACAACAACAAUGGGUGGACCCAUGGGUCCAGGAAUGACACCUCAGAUGGAGACACCAACAAAAGACCACAAAUAUAGUGCUAUGGAUAAUAUGAUGAUGGUAGGUGGAAUGUUUGCCUCACCAAUGGCCAAGAAGAAUUUAGAGAUGUCAGCAUUUAGUGGCCAGUUUAAAUCUCUGAAAGACUUGGCUGAUUUUAGUGAUAAUGGCAGUCUUGUUAGUAGUAGCAGUAACCAUAGUAACAAGUCAGAAUCAAAGAAACACCCCAGUCUGCCAAAAGAGGCUGUAGCUAUAAUGUUGGACUGGUUAAGACAGCAUAAAGAUAAUCCAUAUCCUAAUGACGAUGAGAAAGCUAUGUUAAUUAAACAAACUGGAUUAACAAUUAAUCAGAUUAACUACUGGUUCACCAAUGCUAGACGUCGAAUUCUACCAAAGUGGGCUCAACAGUGUAAAUAGAAUCUGUAAUAAUUGUACAAUGGGAGAUAACUGUGCUAGUAGAAAAGGUGCCUAGGUCCUGGCUUUUGGUGGAUACUCAUUACUCUGUUAUUGGUCCUAAAGCAGUAGUUUAAUAAUAAUGUGAAAACAAAAAGAAACAAUAAAUUAGGAUUCAGGCCACAUGAUACAAAUUUUAUAAAUGUCACUAUUUAAUGUUAUGUCACAGGUGUGAAACGUAUGCAAUACAAAGGUUGUUUAUACAAGUGAUUAAUUUAGUAUAUUUUGUUAUUAUUUAAAGUAAUGAAUAUUUACAAAGUGGUUGUUUUAACUCUGUAUUUUGAUACAAAUUUUUCAAUGAUAUUUUUGUGUUUUGUGGCCUUUUGUAUUAAACUAUCAGUUUAGAUAUUUUCCUGAAAGUUUUUUUUUUUAUUUACUUGGAAAGUUUUUCGGAUAUGAAUUUUCUCUGUAGAACAAAUUAUAAGUUUUAUAGCCGUGAGCAAGAUAUGAUGAAAGAAACAAUGAAAAAAAUUGUAAAUUGCUGCAGUCAAAAAUAGUGAAAGUAAGAAAUCUGAUCUUCUACACUUAAUGUGUUCCUCUACAAAGUGAUGUCCAUGACAAGUUGACUUUUAUAUAUUAUGGUUAGUGCUGAAACAAGCAUAUUGCUUGGUAUAAGUAAAUGCAUUUGUUUAUAUGUGCCUAUGCAUUAUUGUAAUUUAUUUUUGUAAAUUAUUGUCCAAAGGACAUAUAAAAAGUUGUUGAAUUAUAAAACAGUUUAAGUGAAAAGGAACUGUCUAAUAAAGAGCAUAAUUAUUGUAACUUCUAACACUUGUGGUGUUUUCAAUUGUUAAGACUUGCUGCUGCAUGGAGGUUAAAAUGGCAAAAGUUUAUGAUAGAUGAAUGGAUUACUUUCUGGGGUAAAAAUGCUGUUGAAACUAAUUGAUUUAUUGAUAUCAUUUACUCCAUUUAGAUGAAUGAAUUUUGAUCAAGUUCAUGAAGAAGUAAUAUAGCAUUAGCGAUGUAAAUACCUUGUACAUUAAAAGAGUUAGUGCCUUUUUAUACAACUUGUACAUAAGUUUUGGUUUUGUAAUAUUAUGUAAAUAUAUAAAAUAUUAUAUUAAGUAGUUAUUAUUUUUAUUAGAAUUUAAAUGGUGUGACUGUCAGAGUUACAAACUUGUUUUAUUUGUCAUGUUUUUUAAGUGAUUGGGAAUUAGAUAUUGCAUUAAUGAGAUUAUUAGAGUUCUGCAUUAUAACCUUAUUUUGUUUGACUUACUUAUAGCUUAUUGCCUUUAUUUAAAGGUGCAUAACUGUUGAGGACAAAAGUAAUAGACUACAUUUUAUUUAAUGUUUUUUUAAAAAAAACUGCCUAAGUCAUAGUGAAAAUUUAUUUUGUAAAGAAGAAAGCUGAAUAUUAAACCCAGAAUGAAGCAAAAUAUCAUUUUAAAGAGAAAAACAAACAGAGAAAUGCAUUUAUCGUUGUUUUUAACAAACCAUGACCUUCAUAUUUUAAUAUUAUAUUUGACCAGUAAGGCAGUUUCAUUUUUGAUGGGCAACUGAGUAAGAAAAUAAAAAUUUGGUUGCCUAAUUUAAAAUAUUUGAAUGAGACAAAGAUUUUUGGUGCUUCUAGUAUUAUAGCAAUAUCUUCUUCCUAAUUGAUCAUGUGAUGUAAUACAAAGCAUGUGAUGAUCAUGUGAGAAUUUUUAAUGAAUAGUAUGUUUUACAGUGCGUGCACUUGGCUAUACAAUGGCAUCUUCUUUUAUUGAAAUAGUCUUUGUGAUUGUAUAUGUGUUGAUGUUAGUUUCUCUUUUUUCUUUUCUUUCAUACUCUUUCUAUCUUUCUUAUGUAUUCAUAUUGAAAUUAUCCCAUUUUUGUUGAGCCUGCAAAGUUUCAGAAGCAAGACAUAUCGAUUCAUUUGUCUGGUAAAAGUUUUUAAGACAUUCAAGACUUUAAAUUUUAGAAACUCUUGACAUCUUUGACGGAAGUCUUUCAAAGAUUUUGAUAUAACAUUUGAAGCAAAAUUUAGUAAAGACUUUUUUUCUUCUAAAUUUUUUUUAUUUUUAAUGAUAGACAGAUUUUACUCCUGAAGGCAUUACUGUUAAAUAAGUGUAGGCAACUCUUUAACUAAUAUGACUGACAUGUAUUCUUCACAUACAGAUUGGUAAAAUCUAAAGAAAUUAUGGUUUAAUCAUUACAGAAACGUACUGUAUCUAUGGCUGUUGUCUCUACCUCAAUUGAAGAGUGAAAUCUCAUUGUACUUCAUUAACUCACUAAUUAUAUACAUUUUUAUAUUAUAUCUUUUUCCCAUUUUAUUUUAAUUUCAGUGCUUUCUAAAGAUCGAAAACAUGAUCUCUUUUUACUUAGAUGUUGAUUGUAUGUCCAUUUAUUAUCUUAAAAACUUUCUUCUUUUUUAAAGUUUUAUUGGUUGCAAAAAUGGCCAAAAAAUUUCUUCAAUGCAGUUUAUUAUUUAUGAAUAUUUGACAAAUUACUUAUUUCAAGAAGAUGGAAAAACAAAUUGAAGGAAAAGUUGUACUUAAAGACUUUGAUGUAGUGAGAGUAUUUUGAAGCCUUAAUUUCUACUUAAUACUAUUUAUAAAUGUUUUUCCAGUAGUUCCCACCUUCAUUGCAGUAUUAUACCUAUUGCUGAAAACUUACUUAUCUUGGGCCAAUUUCAGAAACAAACAAUUGACAAAAAAAUUAUUAAAAGGUUUUCAUUUAGCAAAUGACAAUUGAAUAAAUUGUAUAAAUUUCUUUACAAGGUUAAUUUUUUUAAUUUUUUCCAGAAUAGAUGAUAUUGUACGGAUGAAUAUUAGGGAUGUUUAGGUAAAAAAAUAAUAGCUUCCUGGAAAAGCAUUUCAUUACUUAAUUUGUGUUUGGGCUUUUUAAAAGCAAAGUGUAGAAUUGAAAUGAAUAUUAUAGAAAAAUUGUGAAUUGAUUUUGUAAGUAGCAAGCCUUUUAUCAAAGUGCCUUUUUAUAGGUGUCAUGGUUGUACAAGUGUAAAGGCAUGCACAGAUUCUUACGUCAACAUGCCAAUUGAUUUUUGAAAUGUUGCUCUCAAAAUUAAUUCCCCAAUGCAAUUUACAACACAUUAUGCAAAUAUAGUAGACAGUCAAGAAACAGUUGUUAAUCUUGUCCAGAAUGAUGAUAUUGUAUUUUUAUAGAUAUAUGGCAUUUUAUAAACAGCCUUUAGAAGUAUUUUACAUGUAUAAUACUUAGCUUUUGUCUGAACAAAAGAAUGUGCCAUUUUUAUUGCUUUUUAAAUUAUAAACAUUGUUGAACAAGCAUGUGAAAACAAAUAUAAAUAAAAUUUGUUUAAAAUUUA
This is a messenger RNA of Mytilus trossulus (common blue mussel), 6840 nucleotides long. Its product is annotated as myb-like protein AA. Gene Ontology annotation, biological process: regulation of transcription by RNA polymerase II. The transcript is spliced from 6 exons. The record is from RefSeq and is a predicted model, not a curated record. Gene Ontology annotation, molecular function: RNA polymerase II cis-regulatory region sequence-specific DNA binding. Bases 426 to 3545 code for a protein of 1039 amino acids. NCBI's taxonomy places the organism in Eukaryota, Metazoa, Mollusca, Bivalvia, Mytilida, Mytilidae.